UUUUGGGCUUCACCGUAAUUAAUUACAGCAGGCACUCUUGUUGACUGAAAAAGAUAAAAUCUCCCGGAUCUUACGCAUUUACUGACUGACAAUGGUUUGAAAUUACUGCGCAUACAUUGCAUAACAUGCUUCAUUAAUUAAAUUUUCACAAAGCUUGUUUAAACCCUCAAAUUAAUAGUUUCGUCAUGCCUGACUGUUUACAAUAUACACAUGUGCACGAUAAACGCGUACUGAUAUUUCCUAGGGGUAAAACAUCAUUACAGGAGCAGUGAAAGGUCUUAAUGAUAUAGAGCUAUCUUAGUAAAUGGUUAUUUUUCGGCAGAUGAGGCAAGAGUACAUAGGGAUUCACAUUUCCGUUUUUGCGCGUGUGACACUGUUUACUCGACCUCCACUAAUACUAUGCAUAGUCUGAAGUAUCCAUUUGACAAAGGCGGCUCUUAUCUCUUUCAAAGCGCAAUUCGUGUGAAGUAUAUCAGACGAUCUCUAAUAGGUACUUGAGAAAUUAACUUAACAAAAAAAAGGCAAAAAUGGGAGAAAAAAUUGAAAGCAACGUAAAACAUAGGCAAGGGCUUAGGUUAGGGUUGGUUUGUCACUGGGGCACAUACCGGUGACUUGAGACGAGUUCCCUUUAAAAUCAACAGCGCAAAUAUUGUGCGCGUUUGAAGGAAAAAAUGGUGGAGUAAUAUUCCAUUGAUAUUGAAAGUGAGGUAUUUUAGAAGGAAAAGGAGAGUCCCAGGCAGCUUGCGGAAGUCCGGCCUCUAUGCCUUUUGAAAGGUGGUCAACUAAUAUCUUUUGAUCAAAGUUGAAAUCAGCACAUCACAGAAACGUUCACAGUUUGAUCUUCGAGAAGGGAGAAAGCUGGAAAAAUGGCAAUCCAAUCAAACGACUCAAUACCUUUGACCUCAAGAGAUAUUUUGACUGUGGCCAUCGAAGGAGGUCUGAUGUUGAUUAUCAGUUCUGUUGCCAUAAUGGGAAACUUACUGAUUUGUUUUGUUACGUUUACCAAUCCACGUUUUCACACAGUAUCCAACGUGUUUGUCGUAUCUUUGGCUAUAUGCUACAUUUUUGCAGCAUUUCUCGUCCUGCCUACAACAGCAGGAACCCUCUUAGCGGGAAGAUGGCCGUUUGGUCAAGUCUUGUGCGACAUUCAGGGAUUUACUUUUUCGAAUUUCAUUUGGAUGUCUCUGUUGACGUUGACAAGUAUGGCGGCAAGCCGAUAUUUCAAGGUAACUCAUAUGGUCUUUUACAACAAAGUGUUCAAUCUUGAUCGGUCCAUUGGAAUGAUUAUGAUUUUGUGGGUCCUUACUGCUGCGUUAUUGGUCGCUCAAAUAACCUUUGGUAGGGCCAUUUUUAGAUUUUCUGCCGAGAAAUUAAUCUGUUACAUGUCCUCAAGCAAGGAAAACAACCAGCAUGAAAACAUCACCAACUCAGUAAUAACGAUGGUGCUUUACACAAUACUGCUCAUUGUGUCGGUCAUUGCAUGGCACGCGACCAGAAGACAAGGCUCAUACAGUCACUCCUCUCCUCAACUGGAAAGAACUAACACUAAAACCGAGAUUGAGUUCAAAAUUCUACUAGAAGAGAGAAGAACAAAUCAAGUGUUAUUGGCAAUGAUCGUGGAGGUUCUUUUGCUAUGGUUGGCAGCUAUUAUAAUCAAGCUGUUAGAGUUGUCAACUCAGUCAUCCAGCUUUCCACGUCAAGUUCAUCUCGCCACUACGUUCCUUUGGUGCUUUGUACCUGCCCUUCAUCCUUUUACGUACGGGAUCUUAUCCAAAGCAUUUGCAAGGAAAGCGAUACGAAUUUUUCGCCGGUUGCCACGAUCGAGCAUACGUAGGAAUAAGGUGCACGCUGAACAGGCCGAAGAAUCCGUGUAAUUUGCCAUCUAGAUGAACGAAUUCGAAAACUAAAAUCCGGGUCAGUAAGAGAGAUACUGGUGAUAAGUUGAUAAAAAUAUUCAAAAUAAUAAAACGGGAAUACGAGAUGUUUUUCGAUAACGUUUCAUAAGCCAAUAUCAAGAGUCAGAGUUUUGUUAUGGUUUUAUUGUGGUUAUUGAAAUAAACAUUGCUUUUUCAAUGAUGUUA
Messenger RNA from Pocillopora damicornis (cauliflower coral), 2081 nucleotides. RefSeq lists its product as uncharacterized. The record is from RefSeq and is a predicted model, not a curated record. Gene Ontology annotation, molecular function: G protein-coupled receptor activity. Gene Ontology annotation, biological process: G protein-coupled receptor signaling pathway. NCBI's taxonomy places the organism in Eukaryota, Metazoa, Cnidaria, Anthozoa, Scleractinia, Pocilloporidae. Gene Ontology annotation, cellular component: membrane.